GCCGGGAGCGGUGCGAGGAGCCGAGCGCCCAGGGCUGCCCUUCCCGGGCCAGCGGGGCGGCGCUGUCGGCCGGGGCGGGCGCUCCGGGCUCCCCGACGCCUCCUGCGCCCGGCGGCCGCGCGCCCCCGCUCCGCCCUGCCGGUUCCCGGGGGUCCCCGCCAUGCGCCCAGGCUAGUGCGCCCGGGGCGCAGCGCCGACCGGGGCCGCUCCCGCCGCCCGCUCCCGCCGCCGGCAUGCUGCGCCCGCUGCUGCUCGCCGCGCUCUGCCUGGCCGGCCGGCUCGAGCCCACCCGCGGCUGCCAGCUGCCGUCGGAGUGGAGACCCCUGAGCGAGGGCUGCCGCGCCGAGCUGGCCGAGAUCAUCGUGUACGCCAAGGUGCUGGCGCUGCACCAGGAGGUGCACGGCCUGUACAACUACCUGCCGUGGCAGUACGAGGCCAGCGACGCGGGGCUCUUCUACUCGGCCGAGAUCGAGAUGCUGUGCGACCAGGCGUGGGGCAGCAUGCUCGAAGUGCCCGCGGGCUCCAGGCUCAACCUCACCGGCCUGGGCUACUUCUCGUGUCACUCCCACACCGUGGUCCAGGAUUACUCCUAUUUCUUCUUCCUCAGGAUGGAUGAAAAUUAUAACCUCUUGCCUCAUGGAGUCAAUUUCCAAGACGCCAUCUUUCCUGACACUCAAGAGAACAGGAGGAUGUUUUCCAGCCUUUUCCAGUUUUCGAACUGUUCCCAAGGGCAGCAACUGGUGACUUUCUCCAGUGACUGGGAGAUCCAGGAAGACAAUAGGCUCAUGUGUUCCUCGGUGCAGAAGGCCCUGUUCGAGGAGGAGGACCACGUCAAGAAACUGCAGCAGAAGGUGGCCACGCUGGAGAAGCGGAACAGGCAGCUCCGGGACCGAGUGAAGAAGGUUAAGAGGUCUCUCAGGCAGGCGCGGAAGAAUGGCCGCCACCUGGAGCUGGUGAACCAGAAGCUCAGCGAGAAGCUGGCGGCCGCGGCAGGAGCCAUCCCGCACAUCAAUGCCCUGGGGCGGGAGCCGGCACGCAGCUCCUACCUGCGGGGGUAGUGGGACUGCACGGUGGCCGGGCCCAGCCCUACUGGGUCACCUCGCCUCCCGCCAGGGAAUGGAGUGAUGGUGGUUUUGUAUGUACACAUAUUUCAAAUCUUGUAGAAGAUGUUUGUACUCCUUUUGUAGCAUCUAGUUGGUUUAAACAGCAAGCCUUGCUUUCCCCUUGGUUGCUGGCCUGGUCCCAGACACAGUGCUCAGAAGUCCAGGGGCAGCAGGAUCCUGGAGCUCCAUGUCCCUGCCUGGGGCCUGUCACCAGCUUCCAGGAGCAGCCUGCGAAGUGCACUUAUUGGGGAAAGAACAUUUUAGAAUCUCUUAAUGUAUGAGACUUCGAGGGGCUUGGCCUUUAUUUCAGAGGGGAGGCAGAGUGGUCUCAGCUCUGAGCUCCGGGACAAUCACUAGUUUGGAGGAGUGAUCUGAAUCAAUUCAUGGAACCUUUUGCUGUCUCAUUUUCCAGAGCUUUGGAAGAAUGGUGGCCUCGCAAAGCACCCAAGGAUGCCUAUAAACAAACAUGUGCAGGGUGUCCUUACUCCAGCCAUCAUUUCCUCACAGCUGAGGCUUAUUAAGACUUAAUGAGCUCAUCACAGGUAAGGGAAUUGAGUUGGGAGUGGGGUGGCAGGUAAUUAAACAAAAUGAACUAUACCUGAUAUCCAACACCAGCUACACGGAGCUGAAGG
Molecule: messenger RNA, 1735 nt
Organism: Diceros bicornis minor
Lineage: Eukaryota; Metazoa; Chordata; Mammalia; Perissodactyla; Rhinocerotidae
Gene: CCDC3
Product: coiled-coil domain containing 3
Exons: 3
Coding region: 234-1058 (274 amino acids)
Biological process (GO): negative regulation of gene expression
Cellular component (GO): extracellular region
Source: RefSeq, a predicted model, not a curated record